Messenger RNA from Cladophialophora bantiana CBS 173.52, 390 nucleotides. RefSeq lists its product as uncharacterized. The record is from RefSeq and is a predicted model, not a curated record. Gene Ontology annotation, molecular function: myo-inositol:proton symporter activity. NCBI's taxonomy places the organism in Eukaryota, Fungi, Ascomycota, Eurotiomycetes, Chaetothyriales, Herpotrichiellaceae. Gene Ontology annotation, biological process: transmembrane transport. Gene Ontology annotation, cellular component: membrane. Bases 1 to 390 code for a protein of 129 amino acids. The transcript is spliced from 2 exons.
AUGUUCGUGACCGCCUUCUUCUGCUUUACGGCGUAUAUCUCGUCUGCAUGCACAAACUCAUGGUGGCAUCUCAUGAUUGCACGGAUCUUCCUUGGAGUUGGCAUUGGGCCGAAAAGCGCAACAUUGAGCAUCUAUGCAGCUGAGUGCGCACUAGCGAAAAUCAGAGAAGCCUUACAAUGUGUUGGCAAAUCUGGGUUGUGUGAUUUUUUCUCCACACGUAACAACCAUUACCUCACCAUCAAUAGCUUUGGCAUUAUGCUUGGAACCGCCUGCAACAUGGCAUUCUACUAUGUCCCAGACCGAAGUGGUGUUGGUUGGAUUGAACUGGCGGCUUAUGUUUGGAAUCGCCGGACUGCCUGCGCUAGUUGUUCUAGCAAUCGUAUACACUAA